UGUUGGUCGUGUCUACGGUAGCCGCCCUGGCCCAAACGUUGUAGCGCGUCCCUUUCCAAACUAAUACUCGUCUGUAUCUGUUUACUUCAUUUGUAAUGAUGAUGUGAGACCAAAACCGCUAGCUAGCUAGCCUAGCUAAAGUAAUGGAGAACCGGUAAGAGAUGGAGGAAAAAACACAUGUGAUGGGGGGACAUAGUGAUGGUCCUCCUUUUACUUUUCAUCGCAUGAUAGCUAUUUCUUCUCACCUGUUUGCUGUAAAGCAACCGUUAAAUUCUCACUGACGGCGUUAGCCUGUUAGCGUGCUAGGUUGCAGGCGAGGUUAGCUUCAGUGAGUUCGUGUUUCGGUGUGAUUAGAUAUGGCAGAUUGCAAACUCAACAUCAGUCGCCACCACUGGAAUUGUUUUCUAAUUUACCCCUGCUGAAUUGUUGUAGGACCGCGCUUUUAGGUUAAUUAGCCAUCACGUCUGCUGGUGAAGGAACCUUAGCUAACGCUGCUGCUAGCAAAACUAUCUGGCCUGGAAUGGAGCCAGGCGACUUGCGAGAGAGCCCCGCCGGGUCCGGGGAGUCAGAUGCUGGGCAUUGGAGGGAGGUUAUUCCCGGUGGGGAUGAGGAGAUCAAAGCUGCCGAAACUAAUGGAAACACACCUGAGGCGGUUCUUAGGGACACCUGCGAGGAAGACGAAAGUGAAAAACAAAAAAGCGUGGGAGAGCAAUUACACAGUCCCUACGAGGAGGAACUGGACCCCAGAAUCCAGGAGGAGUUGGAGCAUCUCAAUGAAGCCAGUGCAGAAAUCAACAGACUAGAACUUCAGUUGGAUGAUGCCAGAUCAGGGUACCGGAAGAUCCUCACAGAGUCUGCCAGGAAGCUAAAUGCUCAGAGCUCUCAGCUUGGUAGCUGCAUAGAGAAAGCAAGACCCUACUAUGAAGCUCGUCGCCUUGCGAAAGAGGCACAGCAGGAGACCCAGAAGGCAGCUUUGAGCUAUGAGAGAGCGGUUUCUAUGCACACAGCUGCCAGGGAGAUGGUCUACGUGGCAGAGCAGGGCCUGAUGGCUGAUGGCAAGAACACCCUGGAUCCCACCUGGCAGGAGAUGCUCAACCACGCCACCGCCAAGGUGAAUGAAGCCGAGGAGGAGCGACUCCGCAGUGAGAGGGAGCACAUGCGCGUCACACACGCCUGUCAGGAGGCUGAGGCCCGGGUUCAGAUGCUGCAAAAGUCCCUCAAAAGAGUCAUCGUGAAAUCCAAACCUUACUUUGAGAUCAAGGCCCAGUUCAACCACAUACUGGAGGAGAACAAGGCCAAAGUGCUGCAGCUGGAACAGCACGUAGCCAAGGUAAAGACCCGCUAUUCCAUCGCCCUUCGAAACUUGGAACAAAUCAGCGAGCAGAUCCACGCUCAGAGGGGGAGGGACCAGGCCGAGGGAGGAUGCCCCACUGUCUGUGGUGGGCGGAGUUCCCCCGUUGGAGCUGAGUCCGACAUCAGAGUUAAGAGAGAAGAUGGAGCCUGCAGCGGUGGUGCGACGGGAACAGGUCGAGUGGAUGGAGCCAUCGACCUGGUGGAGAAAUACAAGGAGAAGGAGAAUGAAAAGGAGAGGGAGCGGGCAGGGUCGGAUUCCCUUUCAGUCUUCAGCCUGCAGACCAUCGCUUCCGACUUGGAGAAAUAUGACUCCGUUGAGCACCUCGGGAACCUCAGCGAUGUAGGGAGCGUAACUGGGGAUGAGGGGGAGAAAGAGAGAGGCGGAGUGAUUGAUAGAAGAGACAAGCUGACGGAAACAUCCGCCAAAGAGCGCCAGCAGCAGUUCUACAAGCAGCACCACCGAAGCUUCAGUUUGUGAGGCUGUUAAAGAUUUAACGGCUAUAAACACUGCAAAAAAAAACAAACAAACAAUGGGAGUUAUCAAAAAAAGUAUGAAUUAGGGUAAACAUCCCUAACACAUAGGUACCAACCAAAGUAUAAGACAGUGAAUUAGCUGCAAAUGUAAAACUGGAGUGAUGCAAUUGUAGGUGUAUGAUACUUGGUGUAAAUAAGCACACAUACGUUGACUGACAUUAUUCUAAAGCUGACACUGAUCAAUAGUUAAUAUUGCAGUCUAGUUAGAACACUACUGGAAUCUAAAGAGCUUUCAUUCCUCCAGGACAAGUAUACUGUAUAUUCACCCCCUGUGAGGAAUUCUGGGUAGAAUUUGUUUCUUGAGCAUGAAGGAACAGCGACGAAAGAUCAAAAGCCCUGUUCGAACAGACAUAUUUAGAAAGGCGUCCUUUUUUACUUUCUCAGGCUAAUCGUUGAUCUAAUUUGGUGAGGCUGGUGAAAACAAAUCCCUCCAUUGUUUUCCCCUCCAGUCGUGUCGAGUCUUAUCAGCGAUUGCUUCAAGGUAGAGGGGUGGCAGGGUCUCUCCAUACACACUGAGAUCCACACUCAUAUCCACCCGAAUCAAGUCAGUGUGUAGGGAAAAAUGACGAAAACGAUUCUCUGUCCGUGCAGAGUGAAAGCAUGUUCGAAUUCACAUUUCAUAUAUUUAUUUCCAGUAACAUGCUGCAAGUAGUGCCAUCUUUAUUUUUGGCACAAGAGAAUGCGUUUUUUGAAAAUUCCUGAAAUGAUGAAAAGAAUGAAUGGAGUCUGAAGAUGAUAAAGACUCCGUUUGACUCUUUCCACUCUGACAGCAUGCACUCCUAGUUGACUAUUUAGACAGACAUGUAUGACAUGUAUUCAGGGCUAUAUGCUGAAACAAACACUGACGCCAUUAAAGCUAAGAUGAUGAAGGUCAGCCAUGUUUUCUUUUUUAUGUCAUUAUGCUGUAGUCUUAUGACUCAAAAGCCUUUCCCAAAUUUGUAUUGUUUGGAUAUUGUUUACAUUUGUAUAUGUGGAUUUCUUUGGCAGCAAAUGCAUUUCCUCUUUUGUUUGCCUUUUUAAAAAAGAAAGAAAGAAAAAGCCCUGUAAUUUAAAGUGUGCCUUGACAGAACAAGUAACAAAUUUGGCAUGAGUAGUACUUUGUUGUAAACUCAUCUGUAGUUCUGUUUAGAACCAUUUAAAGAACAAGUGUGUGUGUGCCUUUUUAUGAUUUAAAACAUUUUUUAAUCAGCACCCAGGCACCAUUCCCGAUGAGACUUGAAGAGUUUCGAUUUGUUUUUUGUUGAUUUCUGUAUUUUCUUUUUUGAUAUUGUACUUUGAUUGUCAAAGUGUAUGAUGCAAAACAAUGAAGUCAAGAAAUGACUUGUAAAUGUAUGUAAUUAUUACAAAGCUGGAAAAUAAUGACAUGUACAGUUACAUGUGUCACUGAUUUGAAUAUUUGACAAGUGUGUUGUACAGAUGUUCUGGAUACCCACAGGAUGUCUUAUGUAUUUAAAUCAUUGUUGUUGGAGUUUAUCUGAAACACCUCACCAUCACUUCUGUCUUAACAAUUAGUCUUCACCCGUUUAAUGGCAUUAGUGAAUUAGUUAGAAUGUCAUUCGCUGUUUCCAAUUUAUGCAUUGUGAUACCUAUAAUCAAUAAACCAAACAUACUUCUUGG
This is a messenger RNA of Siniperca chuatsi (mandarin fish), 3504 nucleotides long. It is a transcript of the gene sh3bp5la, whose product is annotated as SH3-binding domain protein 5-like, a. Gene Ontology annotation, biological process: negative regulation of protein tyrosine kinase activity; intracellular signal transduction. NCBI's taxonomy places the organism in Eukaryota, Metazoa, Chordata, Actinopteri, Centrarchiformes, Sinipercidae. The record is from RefSeq and is a predicted model, not a curated record. Gene Ontology annotation, molecular function: protein kinase inhibitor activity. Bases 521 to 1831 code for a protein of 436 amino acids. Gene Ontology annotation, cellular component: cytoplasm. The transcript has 6 exons.